Messenger RNA from Cyclopterus lumpus (lumpfish), 2211 nucleotides. It is a transcript of the gene phospho1, whose product is annotated as phosphoethanolamine/phosphocholine phosphatase 1. The transcript has 3 exons. Lineage: Eukaryota; Metazoa; Chordata; Actinopteri; Perciformes; Cyclopteridae. Gene Ontology annotation, molecular function: phosphatase activity. Bases 336 to 1190 code for a protein of 284 amino acids. The record is from RefSeq and is a predicted model, not a curated record.
GGCUUCGGUGGUUUUGACUGUCACAUAAAAGCACGCGUCCCACCGACCGACCGGCGGAAAAAUGUCUCUACUCUCUGCGAGACCGGCUCGGACGUGACCGACACCGGGGAUCGGAACCAGCGCUCGUGACACACAGAGAACCAGACGCGAAGCUUGAAGGAGUUUGAUAGGAAACACGCGAGAUCAGCUGACUACUGCUGACAUCGGCUCCAAUCAAAGAAAUCCUCCUCGGUAUAGCCUCCACCUUCCGUCUUGCGUGGGAUGCUGGAAAGUGGGAGGAGCGCAGGAGUGGAUAUUUGAUGCCUGUAACAGUCAGAGGUGUGGCAUAGUCAAUCAUGGGGGAUUCAAUAUUCAACUGCUGUUAUGUCCCACCCCAUCCCCCAGGCAAGGGGGAGCCGGCCGACUCCACACGCGCAAAGAGCAUGGCCUCCAAUUCAGCCAGCAUCUCCUCCGACAAGCGCUUCCUCAUCUUCUUCGACUUUGAUGAGACCAUCGUGGAUGAGACCAGCGACGACGUAGUGGUGCAGGCCGCCCCGGGUCAGCACCUCCCGGGCUGGCUGAAGGACACCUACCAACCUGGCCACUACAACGAGUACAUGCAGCGCGUGCUGGCCUACCUGGCGGAGCAGGGCGUCACGGAGAGCGACAUCCGUAGCUCCAUGGAGAAGAUACCGGCCACCCCCGGCAUGAUCACCCUCUUCCAGUUCCUCCGCACUCGGCCACCGCAAGACUUCGAGGUGGUGCUGUUGUCCGACGCCAACACCUUCUUCAUCGAGGCCUGGCUCCGACGCGCCGGGGCCCGCCCACUCUUCCACCGGAUCUUCAGCAACCCGGCCACCUUCAACCGGGACGGCCGGCUGGUGCUGCGGCCCUUCCACGCCCACGACUGCAUGCGGUGCCCCAGCAACAUGUGCAAGCAGGUGAUCGUCAGGGAAUAUGUGGCCCGCAGGACGCAGGAGCGGGGCCGCCCGUACCAGCGGGUCUGCUACGUGGGGGACGGAGCCAACGACUUCUGCCCGGUGCUGUCCCUCGGGCCCCGGGACGUGGCUUUCCCGCGGCGGGACUUCCCCAUGCACCGGCUGAUCACGGAGACCCAUGAAGCCAUGCCCGGGGAGUUCAAGGCGGUCACGGUGCCGUGGAGCAGCGGGGAGGAUGUGGUGCAGAGGCUGAGGAAGCUGGUGGCAGAGUAGCGGGUCACGCGGAGACUGAGAGGAGGGGGGAGGGGGAGGAGAUCAUUAUAAGGGGCCAGUUGACGUAUUGUCAAACUCUCAGGUUAAAUAUAGUCCCACAAACUAAUGUUAAGGCAAUAAAACUAUUUGUAUUGUAUGUAUAAAUAAAUGGUCCAUCUGGAGUCCAGCUUACACGUGCCUUAUAGAGUCUAAAUAACACGUGCCUUAUAGAGUCUAAAUAACACGUGCCUUAUAGAGUCUAAAUAACACGUGCCUUUAUAUAGUCUAAAUAACACGUGCCUUAUAGAGUCUAAAUUACACGUGCCUUAUAGAGUCUAAAUAACACGUGCCUUAUAGAGUCUAAAUUACACGUGCCUUAUAGAGUCUAAAUAACUCGUGCCUUUAUAGUCUAAAUUACACGUGUAUAGAGUCUAACUUACACGUGUCUUUAUAGUCCAGCCUCUCACGAGCGUUUAUAGUCCAGCCUCUCACGUUUUGGUCCGGAGGUCACUCUCAUGAUUAUGGAGACCUGCCACUAUCACCGAAAGAAAGGAAAUCAAUGGUAUAUCAGCGCUUUGUUAUAAAGAUUUAGAUAUAAGGUUAAGCUAUAACUUUAACGUUUGGGGGUACGGACAUUUGCAUCAUAGUCUAUAAUAAUAAUACUAAUCAUUAAUGGGAGUUGUUGCUUUUAAAUGUUAAACUGGGUCAGUAUGGAAAUAUGUGUGUAUAGGCCUCUCGUAGCAAUAUUUAAAAAUGUUAGAUGUUUAUGCCAACCAAGAAAGUGUUUUAUUUAUCUGCAGUUUUUUAAAUAUUAAAUUAUAACCUCAAUAAAUUAAAUCUGAAGGGCAUUUCAACAGAUCUACAAGAUGACGAAACACUAUUGUUUAUCAGUGUGCUUCUCACAAAAUAUAUACGUCUAAUUGAGAAAUGUAUGACAUAUGACGUAUUUAACAUGUGUAUCAGUCUGUUGUAUCUUUACUGUGUAGGACAGGUCUACUGAACAAUAUAUAAACACCAGCAGGAAUAAAGCCAUCAACUGAAA